Molecule: messenger RNA, 1387 nt
Organism: Dinoponera quadriceps
Lineage: Eukaryota; Metazoa; Arthropoda; Insecta; Hymenoptera; Formicidae
Product: ribonuclease P protein subunit p40-like
Exons: 6
Coding region: 283-1359 (358 amino acids)
Biological process (GO): tRNA 5'-leader removal; endonucleolytic cleavage in ITS1 to separate SSU-rRNA from 5.8S rRNA and LSU-rRNA from tricistronic rRNA transcript (SSU-rRNA, 5.8S rRNA, LSU-rRNA); tRNA 3'-end processing
Cellular component (GO): ribonuclease MRP complex; multimeric ribonuclease P complex
Molecular function (GO): ribonuclease MRP activity; ribonuclease P activity
Source: RefSeq, a predicted model, not a curated record
UCUUCUCUGGUGAUUGGUACGUUCACAACUGACACUUAUUCGCUAUGAAUUGUUAUCGAGAUACAAAAAUUAUUUCCCAUUAAAAUGUUUCCAAUUGUCGUAUGAGUUUUCAUCGAAUGUCUCUCGAUGGUCUGUUAAUUUUAACACAUGAAUUAAGUAGAAUGCUUUCGUUCUUUCAAUUUACUUGCACUUUCUGCACUUUCUAAGUGCACCUUAAAGGUUAACCUCCUAAGGUUCCACCGUUCCCCGGCACGGAACUGUGUUGUUUUGAAUAUCGUUGUUAUGCUCAGUCCGGAGACGUGGAACUUCAAACCACCGCGACAUCACUUUUCUGUAGUCAGAAGGGAUUACAGGAAAACAGAUGUGCCCACUACGGUAAAGAAUCAUUACUUCAAUCAUUCGGUAUCGGUGGUGCUUCCCAACAUCCUUGCCGUACCCGAUAGUCUGCUAAAUUCUCUGUCGGAAGAUACCGAUUAUUAUCGAGUCAAUGCAUUGCGCGCUUGCGAUCUUGUAAAUAGAGAAUUUAUUGAAGCCUUCGUUAAGAAAGGACAAGUCACUCUUCUAACUAUAGGGAAUAAGAUUGAUUCGGAAAAUUCUAUUUGUGUCACUCCAACUGGCUACUUAGUGAUUUCCUUGAUAACUGAGGAUUAUCAAGCAUUUGGAUUAGAAGGAAAAGCAUCUGUCUUUGACCAUGAACCUCAUAUACGUUAUGUUGUAACAAUUAAUUUGAAAGAAGAGUGUUUCAUCCCUACCAAGAAGAAUUACAAAAGAGUUCGAGUAGCAUUGGAGGAACGACUCAAGCAAAACUUUGAUGUAAUAGUCGCAUGGGAUCCACCAGGAACAAAUCUAUGUCCAUCAUCCGUGGCGGCAUGGUUUUCCGCACACGGCUAUGACGUCCGUCUUUGUCGUCAGACUUUUUCUCGAAGAGCUGAAUAUUCAUUAACAGUACCCACCAUACUUGAAGAGGGAUGUGACAUCGACAAGUUCUUCGAGUGGCUUGGGGUCUUCAGCAUCGCUGGUGAUCUGUCCGGCGAAACGGAUGACUACAUAAACACAUAUAAAUGUCCCUCUCCUUCUGUGAACAUUGGACAAGUGCAAUAUCUACAGUGGACCGGGUUCUUCACACAAAAACAAGUGCAGGAGAUGUACGAUACGUUGAAGAAAUACGUAUUGUCGCAGGGUACUCUGCCGUGGGUCAGUUUACAUGUGCAGGGAUUCGCAGACAGCCCUGUCAGCUGGAGCUUACAGGAACACACGUUUUUCGUUGACGGAGACAACAGUUACACAAUCAUACUUCAACAUAAUGGUGAAUCUAUCAUACGAAGAAGUUUAUGUUCUAACAACGGGCCAAGGAGGUGACAAUAAAGGAAAUUUCUCUGACGAAUAA